AUGUAUUCUUUUGAAAAAAAGGGAGGACAGGUAAGGGAAGAAAAAGGGAUGGAAGCAUUUCGUGAUGUACUAGGAGAAUGCCAACUUAUUGAUGUGGGAUAUACAGGAGUAUGGUAUACGUGGGAGAGAGGAAAUCUACCGAGUACGAAUAUUAGAGAAAGACUGGAUCGUGGCGUGGCAAAUGAAAAAUGGAUGGAGUCUUUCUCAUGUCGCAAUGUUCACCACUUAACGUCUUCACUUUCUGAUCAUUGCCCUCUUUUGGUUAGUACAACAAAUGGGGGUAGGUUAAAAAGAACUCCAAGAUUUAAGUUUGAGGCAUGGUGGACUGCAGAGGAAUCAAUUGAAGAGGAGAUUAGAAAAUCAUGGGAGGCAUUAAAUGGGUCUUUAGUCGGAAAGUUCGAAAGUUUACAGAUUAGUCUGUCAAAAUGGGCACAAUCAAUAAGGAGGACCCGGAAAGAAUUAACGCAUAAAUUCUCAAAGGAGCUAGAAAGUCUGCUGGAAAAGGACAGAGAUAACGAUACAAUGAUACAGCUAAUAAAUGCGAGAACCCACUUAAAUUUGGAAAUUGAUAAAGAAGAGAUGUAUUGGGAACAAAGAGCAAGAGCAAACUGGCUUCAGUUAGGGGACAGGAAUACGACAUUUUUUCACAAAUUCGCUUUGAUGAGAAAACGAGUUAAUGCGGUUCACAGACUGGAUACAGAUGAUGGAAAUGAGAUUGUUGAAGAAACAGAAAUAAUUGAGACUGCUGCAAAACAUAUUGUGGGUAAAGAUAUUGAAGAAUUUUGCUUGGGAGUUUUGAAUGAUGGAAAAACCCUUGGCGAUUUCAACUUUACUGAAAUAGUACUUAUUCCGAAGAUUCCCAAUCCCACAAAUCUUGUUAAUUUCAGGUCUAUCAGCUUAUGCACAAUUAUAUAUAAGAUAGUAGCCAAAGUUAUUGCUAAUCAUCUUCAGGAAUUCAUUGGUGGAUGUAUUGAUAAUGCUCAGAGUGCGUUUAUUCCUGGGAGAACUGCAAUAGCAGAAGGUUUGAUUAAAGGGGUUAAGGCUAGUAGAAGGGGCCCGGCGAUCUCACAUUUAUUAUUUGCGGACGAUUGUAUCUUGUUUAGUGAAGCUACAAAGGAUAAAACAAGGACUCUGAAAGACAUUCUGAAGGAAUACGAGAGGUGUUCAGGCCAAUGUGUGAACUUUAGCAAGUCUACAGUUUUUUUCAGUUCCAAUAUGAUGGAAGGGGACAAAGCAGCUAUAUCAACCGAACUGGGAAUAAGGCGCUCAACAAAUAUGGAGAAGUACUUAGGAUUGCCUAAUAUGGUAGGAAUGAGGAAAAAGGAAUCCUUUCAGAACCUUAAGGAUAGGAUUAAAUUAAAGAUUGGGAAUUGGAGUACAAGAUUUCUAUCACAAGGGGGAAAAGAGGUUUUUAUAAAAUCCGUUCUUCAGGCUAUACCAACUUAUGCGAAGGCAUGCUUUCUUCUACCGAAAUCAUUAUGUGAGGAGUUCGAAAGUAUUUUUGCUAGGUACUGGUGGCAAAAAAGUCAGAAAACGAAAGGGAUUCAUUGGUGCAAAUGGAAAGAUGUGUGCAGCUCUAAAGAGGAGGGCGGAUUGGGAUAUAGAGAUAUGGCUAAGUUUAAUAUUGCUUUACUUGCUAAGCAGGGUUAG
Molecule: messenger RNA, 1650 nt
Organism: Gossypium raimondii (Peruvian cotton)
Lineage: Eukaryota; Viridiplantae; Streptophyta; Magnoliopsida; Malvales; Malvaceae
Exons: 3
Coding region: 1-1650 (549 amino acids)
Source: RefSeq, a predicted model, not a curated record